AAUGUGGUGGUUUAAUAUGACACAAAGAAAUGCAAGUCACAAUAUAGUUAGUAAUCAGUUGUUUGUCGUUCAUUUCAAGUGUGAGUUAGAAUAUUAUUGGAUUGAUAAUAAUCAACAAGUGCAAAGUAAUUCAGAAUUUUUCACAAACAUCCUAUAAAAGAGGAUUUCUGAUCCAAUCAUGAAAUCACUAUCUGUAUAUGUGGUCUUUGCUUUAGCAGCAGCUAGUUUAGUUUUGGCUGAAGACAAUGAUAAUCCUCUUUCCGAUGAAUUUAUUAAAAAAAUCAACGAAAAAGCUACCACAUGGAAGGCUGGACGAAAUUUUGAAAACCUUGAUCCUUCCGUGUCGAAAAAGUAUAUUCGUAGUUUAAUGGGAGUGCACCCCGAUUCAAAGAACUAUCAAGAUAAGCCAAAGUUGAUGGGAAGUAUUCGAGGUGAUUUGCCUGAAGAAUUUGACUCGCGCACCAAUUGGCCAAAUUGCCCCACCAUUCAAGAGAUUCGAGACCAAGGCAGUUGUGGUUCAUGUUGGGCUUUUGGAGCAGUUGAAGCCAUGUCUGACAGGGAAUGCAUUCAUAGCGGUGGUAAAUCGCAUUUCCGUUAUUCUGCCGAAGAUCUAGUUUCAUGCUGUCAUACAUGUGGAUUUGGUUGUAACGGAGGUUUUCCUGGAGCUGCUUGGAGCUAUUGGGUACAUAAAGGACUCGUAUCUGGUGGUCCAUAUGGUUCGAAUCAAGGCUGUCAACCGUACGCUAUUGCUCCUUGUGAGCAUCAUGUAAAUGGAACUCGAGGACCUUGUAAUGGCGAUGGAAAAACCCCAAAGUGUCAAAAGACAUGUGAAUCGAACUACAAUGUUCCAUAUCAAAAGGAUAAACACUACGGGAAAAAAUCGUAUUCUCUGGGAAAGAAUUCGGAUGAAAUUCGUCAAGAAAUUUAUGAAAAUGGCCCGGUAGAAGGCGCUUUCACCGUUUACGAAGAUUUGAUAAGUUACAAAUCAGGUGUUUAUCAACAUGUUCAUGGAAAAGCUCUUGGUGGUCAUGCCAUUCGAAUUUUGGGUUGGGGUAAAGAAAAUGAUACACCGUAUUGGUUGAUUGCCAACAGCUGGAAUACAGAUUGGGGAAAUAACGGUUUCUUUAAAAUCCUCCGCGGCUCGGAUCAUUGCGGAAUAGAAUCUGAAAUCGCUGCUGGUCUUCCAGCAAACGCAGAUUAAAAUCAAAAUCCACGACAAUUUAUAAUGAUUUUAUGUUUUAUUUGGUUUCUUCAAUUUUAUAAAUCCACAUUUUUUUUAAAUAAAUGAAAUGAAACAUAAAAAACAAAAGAAA
Sitodiplosis mosellana (orange wheat blossom midge) is the source of this 1313-nucleotide messenger RNA. RefSeq names its product cathepsin B (gene CtsB). Gene Ontology annotation, biological process: regulation of catalytic activity. The record is from RefSeq and is a predicted model, not a curated record. Gene Ontology annotation, cellular component: lysosome. NCBI's taxonomy places the organism in Eukaryota, Metazoa, Arthropoda, Insecta, Diptera, Cecidomyiidae. The coding region runs from base 179 to 1201 and encodes 340 amino acids. The transcript is spliced from 7 exons. Gene Ontology annotation, molecular function: cysteine-type endopeptidase activity.